CCAAGUUAAGCCCACUAAGGCCCAAAUAUAGUUUUACCACUUAGAUGAUCCGUACCCAAUACAACGAUCUGUUUCGUGUAGCUGUUCUUUCUUUUCAUGAUUUUGCUUUCCUGCGAAAAUCAAAGAGUUAGCUCAGCUCCGAUCAUUCUCUCCGAUUAUCUUUCGCUCUUUUAGAUUCAUGGUGAAUCGUUUACCGUCACUCUCUCCGCGUAAACCCUAGCUCUCUCCGAAACCCUAACUCACUGCGUUGGAAGCUAAUCGAGCUCGUCCGUCUCCUUUCGAAAGCAUUUCUUUAAUAGGUCUGCAGAGGCGGUUUAGUUUCUUGAUCGGGUUAGCUUUCUGAGUUGAAACAGUCUAAGGCUGCAAUGAGUAUGCAACCUAUUCCUCAGUCGAAAUCUUCAUCAAAUGGAUUUCCACUCAAAAGAGGUGAAAGAGACGAAGUAUUAAAUAAGGCAAAUACAUCUAAUACAGCAUUCAAUGGGGAAGUUGGAAGCUUGGAGAGGCCUUCGCUUGAUCGGUUAGUGUACCUCUCAGCAUGUUAUAUCGGGCAUCAUGUGGAAGUGCAUCUAAGGAAUGGAUCAGUGUAUACUGGUAUAUUUCAUGCUGCUGAUGUAGAGAAGGAUUUUGGAAUCAUUCUAAAGAUGGCAUGUUUGAUUAAAGAUGGUACUUUACGAGGGCAUAAAUCCCGUUCCGAAUUUGUCAGAAAGCCGCCUUCCAAGACAUUCAUUAUUCCUGCAGAUGAACUUGUGCAAGUUAUAGCUAAGGAUCUCUCUGUAUCCUCGACCAACAUGUCAAAUGCGGUUCAGGGUGAGAAACCUGCGGAGCUGUUGACAGACUCUUCUAUAUCACAGUCUUAUCAUGUUGAUCGGGAAAGACAGCUGCAACCCUGGGUACCUGAUGAGACUAUUCCACAGGGUGCAGAUUUGGAGAAUGUGUUUGAUAACCCUUGGAAUAGGAAAUGGAAUCAGUUUGAGGUGAAUGAGUCACUGUUUGGAGUAAAGAGUACUUUCGACGAGGAAAUCUAUACCACAAGACUUGAGAGAGGUCCUCAGACUAAACAGUUGGAAGAGCAAGCCCGGAAGAUUGCGAGAGAGAUCGAGGCUGAGACUACCCGAGAUCUUCAUGUAGCAGAGGAAAGGGGCCUUCAGCUUAAUGAGAACUUUGAUUUUGACGAGGAAGCCAGAUACUCCUCUGUCCGUCCAGUUACUGGAUUUGGUGAUAGUGGGUUUGAUGAGGAGGACAACGCAUUGCUGGAUACUUGCAACGAUCUGACUUUUGGUGGUUCAUCUACUUCUGAUGGCCAGAAGCCAGCUUCUAGUGGCAAGGGCUGUGAAGAAUUACGGGGUGACAGUCAGUCUUCUCGGAAUAAUACAAAUGUAGAUCAAAGCUUCUCGACCUCUAAAGAACAAUCCAAAUAUUUUCCUGCCGCAGGCAACAAGAUCAGUGAGAGCCAGCUAGAUGAGCGAAGAAGAAACAAUAACCAAGAGUCACACAAUAACAGAUCAGCUGAGGAAUCAACUUCCGGUCAUGGAGAUAUCAAAGAAGGUGCAAAAUUUGGUGGUGGUGCAACCUCGGUGUCGAAGGCUGUUACUGAGAGAGAAAGAGAAGCCAGUCAAGUUUCUAGUAAAACAAAAUCUGAAAGCUCUUUCGGGCAGUCGGCUUCUAGAAGUUCAGAAAGUCGCCCAGGUCCUUCAACAUCAAGUCGUCCUGGGCUAUCACCGAGCUCGUCAAUUGGUUCUAUGACCUCAUCAGAAAAGUCCACACUUAAUCCGAAUGCAAAGGAAUUCAAACUCAAUCCAAACGCGAAGAGUUUCAAACCAUCGCAACCAGCUGCUGUGCGACCUCAAUCUCCAGUUUCAGAUGCCUCAUUCUACUAUCCUGGUCCUAGUCAUGUUCCUCCUGUUCAGCAGAUGCCUGGAAUGCCGCCUGUUAAUUACGGAGUCCCGCCAUAUCCUGGCAACCAACCACCGAUGAUGUAUCAUCCUCAAACCUAUUAUCAUCCAAAUGGACAACCUCAGUAUCCGCAGCAGCAAAUGAUGCCUGGUCAGCAGCAGCAAAUGAUGCCUGGCCAGCAGCAGCCUAGGCCAGUUUAUUACAUGCAGCAUCCUCCUCCUCCUUACCCGCAGGACAUGCCAUAUCAUAAUAAAGGACGAGAGUAAUUACUACUACCCGAUGGUGAUGAUGUUGUUUUCUGUGAAGGAAGUGCACGAACCCCUUUCUUCUCU
This is a messenger RNA of Arabidopsis lyrata subsp. lyrata, 2225 nucleotides long. RefSeq names its product polyadenylate-binding protein-interacting protein 4. NCBI's taxonomy places the organism in Eukaryota, Viridiplantae, Streptophyta, Magnoliopsida, Brassicales, Brassicaceae. Gene Ontology annotation, molecular function: RNA binding. Bases 366 to 2159 code for a protein of 597 amino acids. Gene Ontology annotation, biological process: cytoplasmic stress granule assembly. The record is from RefSeq and is a predicted model, not a curated record. Gene Ontology annotation, cellular component: cytoplasmic stress granule. The transcript is spliced from 15 exons.